Aedes aegypti (yellow fever mosquito) is the source of this 6208-nucleotide messenger RNA. RefSeq names its product inactive rhomboid protein 1. Gene Ontology annotation, molecular function: serine-type endopeptidase activity. Bases 1018 to 5532 code for a protein of 1504 amino acids. The transcript has 7 exons. The record is from RefSeq and is a predicted model, not a curated record. Gene Ontology annotation, cellular component: endoplasmic reticulum membrane. Lineage: Eukaryota; Metazoa; Arthropoda; Insecta; Diptera; Culicidae. Gene Ontology annotation, biological process: regulation of protein secretion; regulation of epidermal growth factor receptor signaling pathway.
GACGUUGAAAGUUUUAUUUUCCACCAUUCGAAAAAACGACCGUCAGAAACAGGGAAAUUUUGAUCCGAAAAUAAGGUAUUUUACACCGGAAAAAUCUUCAUCUCUACUAGAUACGCUUCAGCAUAAGUUAACUGUGCACUGCUUGAGCAUCGAAAGUGACUCCUAAUCGAUCCAGUAUGGUGUGAAAAAGUGUCGAAAACUACGGCAGUCAAUCGCCCCUCGGAAGCGAUACUGCGAAGGAAUCCCUUUUGCAAGUUUUUCCGUUUUUCACCUUCCGCCAUCACCCUUCUUUCCCAUCCCGUCGUCUCGCUCUUGCCUAAGCUCCGAACCUCGAAGAGGGGUUCUUUCUUCCUCGGAAAAUCUCGCUCGCAGUGGGGCAGAGUCCUGCCCGACCUACCAGUCAGCAUACAGUUUGCUCGGGAUAGGAGGAAAAACCAUCGUCGCGGGAAGGAAAACGAGCAGGCAGAAAUGAUUUUUCGGAUUUUCCCUGUGCUCAGCAUAAAAUUGUGAAAAAUCUGGUAGUGCAGACAUGGGAACUUUCGAGUGUCACAAAGAAAGAAGUAGAGCAACGUUGACGAGUUCGUAAUGGUGGAAAAUUUCGAGUCGGUUGUCGUGAAUGAUGGCAAAAAGGAUUAUUGCGUGAGGAGGACAACGUAAUGUUAAGUUAACAACAGUAGAAGCAAUGUCAAAGAAAAUUCUGUAGAUGCAUUAUUCGCUAACGAGAACGAGCAGUGGGGGUAAAGGUGAAAUAAAUGGCAAGUGAGAACAGUGAAAAUUACUUGCUAGUGAGAGGCAGGGGAUCUAAUAAUUAUCAAAAUAUUUUUUUCGCCACCAAUCGAUAUUUCUAAUCUUCGUCGACAUUGUUAUUGUUGUUGCUGUUUUGGGCAGCGUAGUUCUUCGUCGUGGAACUCAAAUAGAAAGUGUAAGUGCCAGCAGAGGAUAUCCGUGUGAAACACAGAAGAAUAUGUGGGCGUUUAAUGUGAGGCAGCGAGUUUCGUUUCUCUAGACAAUAAGGAUAUGUCUUCUAUGGGGGACUGCUCGGAAUAUAGCAAUCCUCACCACCAUCCGCAACAGCAGUCACACCAUCGACAUGGACACAGUCAGCAACAAACACAACAACAGCAGCAACAAACUCAACAGCAACAUCAUCAUCAACCGCAACAUCACCAGGCCAAGUUAUCAGCUGCGUUAUCAUCCAGCGCACUUUCACAUCACCAGGCCUCGGGACAGAUUCUACCAUCGACCGGGCCUCCAAGUUCUAAUACCACACUUACCCGGGGUAGUCGCCGAUCCUCCUAUGGACCAAGUCACUAUCAGCAACAGCUGGUGCAGCAGACCGUAAAUUUCCAUGAUGGGUUGAACUUGGGAGAUAACAUUUCUGUGGGCAGCGGUAGUAUUAUUAGCAACCAUUCCGGGCAACGUUACAUGCCUGACCUCCAGUACGGUACGCUCGGUAACCGGAUUAUCCACCAUAACGAGCGAUAUGUCAUUGACGACAGCAGCUGUUUGCAACCGCCCUCGCCGGCCCCUAGCAACGAUCACUAUGUCAUGGGAAUGCCAUCGCCCUCGCCAACCACGGUGCAUCACUAUCCGGAACGGCAUUUUACGCUUCAGGCCAGGACAAUGAGCCCAUCCAAAAAUAGAUAUCGACACAGCUUGACUGAGAAUUAUCGAGACAUGUCACCGCAAUGUGAUCGGUACAUUCCUCCACCUGCCCAUUUCCUGAACACUACAAAUCCUCUCGCAGCUGCCGACAGUUAUGGAUAUCUAAAUUCCAACGUUCACACCCCGGUCAAACGCUACGUGCCGACUCCUCCACCUCAAGAACCAACAUACCAGCCCCAAACCCAACUGAUGACAGCACUGCUUACCCAAACGGCCGUCAACGCUUCGCAAAACAGAAACAAUCAUCUCACCAGUACCUUGCCGUACCGUUUCCGAGUGAAAUCGUGUCCCAACGAACAAACCAUUUCACCACCCCAGGGCUUCGAUACAUCCGAUCACUAUGCCACACCACCACGUGUUCGUCCCCUAAAAUGUCCGUCUUCCCUAACACCCAGCUGCUCUGCGUCUGGUUCCACACUGUCCUCCCAAGCUGUGAACUCAGGACGCCAAUCCCGCCAGAGUACAGAAUAUUUGAUCGCACGUACCCCAAGUGCUGACUUUCUAGAUCAAACAUCGUGUCGAGUUGCCACUCCAGUUAGUGUAAUGAGCGAACCAAAUGGCAGUGCAUCAUGCUUACAUUGCAACACUCUACGUCGAGCCACUGGCGUUCAUCAGACUACCCAAACCAGUGGUCCCAUAAGCCCCCAGCCCCUAUCCAUUUCAUCCGCCACAGAAUCAACAGGUCGUCAAUCACCGAUUAGUCCAGCUUCCGUAUCGUCACCCAUCACUACAGCUCAAUCAUCGAAUAGUCUACUUCAAUCGCAGCACAAUCAUCAUCAACCCCAAUCUCAGCAACAGCAUCACCAAAUGCAGCAAGUUGCAUCCAACAUUAUGACCACAACACAAUCACAACCCCAGAUAUCCUUGGAAAACUACAGUAGCAUGGAGCACCGAGAUAUUUCAACUAUUCCCCGAUAUCACACAAAGCAGCAACAACAAUCGCUGUCUCAACAACCGUCAGCACACUCAUCAGAACAAAGCAUCAUGACCAACAGCAACAGCCGUUCGAUAUUGAUUCAGUAUCAGCAGCAGAAUAUUAUAUCACAACCACCACAGCAACAAAUGCAACCACCGCCAGCAGUACAAUCCGUACCACCGCAGCAAAUGAUCCCACAACAGUCACCUCAAGUACAGCAACAACCAUCGCAGCCAUCGCAACCACAGCCAAUACCAGCACCAGUUGCACCGGCGCCACUUCCUGGGCCAUCCAUGCAGCCCCAUUCACCUCCUAUGAGCGAUUCCCCAGCAUCCACACUACAGCGUAACGCUCAACAACAGAUUUUACGUCCAAUCGGACCAAACAUGUCUCGCAAGCAGCGUAUCAAGGAGUACAUGAAACACGAAACAGCCAAAUUCUUUGGCGUGGAUAAUCUGAAUGAGGAAUACGAACGGCACAAAUGGGACGACCGCCAGAAGCGUUUUGCUAUUCGUCGCUUCGGUCAGCUGAAGGACGAAUACGAUUUUUCAUAUCGCAAUAACAACGCCAAUCAAAAUGUUGCUGAAGAGCACGCACCUCCGGUAGAUAGACCUGACGUGCUACCCGCCCAAAGUCAAGAUGAGCGGGAUACUGAGCAAAACCGUCGACAACGCGCAAAUCCACAAUACACUUACGAUAACGGGGCCGAUAAUUUCGUGGUGAAAGCUGAACGAAAGCCUUCGGUACCGACGGUGAUCUGGUGUGGCAUUUCUUUUCUGAUUCAAAGCAUCACUAGAAAACGCAUGCGAAGGCAAAAGCAAUGGUCUCGAAGUUUUGCUCCAGCACACGUCGAGCUAACCAAUGAGGACAACGAACACUGCGACGGUCUCCAGCCCAUCCAGGACGAGGAGGCUUUUUUUGAUACACCGGCUCCAAGUGCCGGCCCGCAACCAAAUCCCGGUCAAAUCGUGGAUAAUUCACGCCAACUUUUUGUAUCAGACGGCGACCGUGGAUUGGGCGGAGCGACCGGUAGUGGUAUUAUCAACGGCUGGCGAACACGAUCCUCUGAACUGCAGCUGCAAGCUCGGGAAGGUGCAACCGGAGCACUUGGUCAACGAAUCUCUUCGCACAUUUUGGAUGGUGUGCUCGACAACUCGAUGAGACCAAUAGGAAAUAAAGUUAAGUUACUGAGGCCAGAUUUGCUGGACGACCGCUACGAUUAUAGGCCAUUCUUUACGUACUGGAUCAAUACGGUUCAAAUUCUGGUGCUGAUUAUGUCGCUCAUCUGCUACGGGUUUGGGCCGGUCGGAUGGGGGAUGGAAGACAAGACGGCUCAAGUGCUCGUCACCAGUUUGAACUUACAAGAGGUUCAUCAUAGGGAAUCUCGCAAUGUGUGGAUAGGUUUGAGAAAUACGGAUAUUGUACAUUUAGGAGCUAAGUAUGGAGCAUGUAUGAGGAGAGACUCAAGGAUAUCAGAUGUUAUAGCAAAAACCAGGAAACACGAAAGAGAAACGGCUUGUUGUAUCCGAAAUGACGAUUCAGGCUGUGUUCAAAGCUCUCAGGCGGAUUGUUCGAUGCGUGGACUGUGGCCUACGAAAACGAUUGCCACAUGGAAAAAGUGGUCUCCUGGCGAUUCCGGCCCAGGUGGUCGCAUUUCCGGUAGCGUGUGUGGCCUCGAUCCGAAGUACUGUGACGCUCCAGCGUCGAUUGCGCCACAUGAAUGGCCAGAUGACAUCACCAAAUGGCCCAUCUGUCGCAAGAAUAAUCAAUUGUCGCAACGAUUCCGCUUCAAGGAUCACACAGCCGAGCACAUGGUAUGCGAAGUGAUUGGUCACCCGUGCUGUAUCGGCGUCUACGGUGAAUGCCGCAUCACAACUAGGGAGUAUUGCGAUUUUGUCUCUGGAUAUUUCCAUGAGGAGGCCUCGCUUUGUUCACAGGUAUCCUGUCUGAACGACGUAUGCGGGAUGUUUCCGUUCAUCGCCAGUGAAUAUCCAGAUCAGUUUUAUCGCCUCUUCACGUCGCUUUGUCUACACGCAGGCAUCAUACAUCUAGCAAUCACCGUUGCCUUUCAGCAUUUGCUGAUGUCGGAUCUAGAGCGGCUCAUUGGACCACUGCGGAUGGCGAUUCUCUACAUCGGUUCAGGAAUCGCGGGAAACCUAACCAGUGCAAUAUUUGUGCCGUAUAAAGCUGAGGUUGGUCCACUGCCAUCGUUAGCUGGUGUACUGUCGUCGCUGAUGAUACAGCUCAUACUGUGUCACUGGAAGAGCUUGAAGAAACCGCACGUAGCUAUGAUCAAAUUACUAGUUAUCGGAUGUAUAUUGUUUGGAUUCGGGACACUGCCAUGGCAGGCGAAUUUCACCGGCCUGAUAGCUGGUUUAAUCUUUGGCAUCGGGAUAACGCUGACUUUCGUACCGUUCGUGAACGUGGCGAAGCAUAGUAGGAAAAGCAAGGUUAACCUUAUUUGGACAUGCGUGAUCCUCCAGCUGAUAAUCUACGCCGUAAUGUUCAUAAUCUUCUACGUCUUUCCCUUGCUAUUUUCCUCGUUCAACUUUAUUGACGGAAAUCAAUUGACGGGUCAUGGGUCCGCCCAUGGCUAUCACGACCACUACAAUCUGUACGAAAGCUUUCCUAACUACAAUGGUAAUGGCCACGGCCAUAAUCACGGUAGUGGUGGCGGAAUUAUUAACAAUGGUAAUCCGUACGUCACGACGUACGAUUCAAACAACAAAUACAAAACACUACCGGGCCACAAUGGUGGUAUCUUGCACAAUCAUCACGAGUACAGUGGAGGUGGUGGGGUAGGAGGAAGUGGUGGUAUCAGCAUGUCCGGCGGUAUCAAUAGGAUUAGCAGUAGCAACAAUAAUAAAAAUAAUAAUUUGAUGAAAGGAACCUUGUGCGAGAAAGGACAAUGUGUCCAACGUCAGCCACGUAGCGCUGACACGAAUGCAUGACGUCGAUGUUUCCUCCUGUUUACGUCAUUGGAGUUACUUUUCGUCUUGUUUGUUCUGCUGGCUCUGUACGAUGUCGAUGAUUUCCAGGUCAUUUAUCAGUUCAUCAUGUGAUACAAUCCACGAAGUAGAAACAAACUAUUCAAAUUUUAUAUCUAACUUUCCAAACGCAAUGUGAUCUUAAACCGUAUCUUAGUUGAGAGUACUUAGUUCAAAUAUGGCGUGUAGAAUUCGUACGUACACCUUAAAUAAAGAAGAAUAACGAAGCGUUACAUUAUAUUAUAUCACCCGGUUAUGCUUAAGUUUCCUAAGUCUCGGUCUUUUUCCCUAACUUUACACAAUUUUCUAAUACUUAUAGUAAAUAUUAACAUAUACAAAACACACAAAAACAAAAGUUUAAAACAAGUGAAAAGACAUGCGAUUGAGACGAAUGUGAAUAAACGAAACCAAUUCUUAGAAUUGCCCUCAGUUAGUUCGAAUAGCUAUCCUUCUAAUAUGAUAUUAAUUGAACAUUAUGGUAUGAAUUUCAAACAGAAAAAAAACAAGAAAGCAAACGAAGAAAACAAGUAAAAUAAAUUUUUGAUUUAUAAACUAACACAAAGGAAGCAAAAAAGUAACAGUAAACAAAAAUCAAGGAAGAAGUGUACGCAAAUUCUAAUAAAACCUCUAUUUCAAUUUA